AUGAUUCAAAUAGGCCAUCUUUUUGCGAUUGGUAAAAAUCCACGGAAGACUUUUUUGCAGUGGCAUCAUGAGUUGGGUCCUAUUUUCGGUCUCAAAUUAGGGGUCAAGCCAUGGAUCAUGAUAGGAAGAGCUGAUAUUGCAUAUGAGAUCUUGCAUAAAGAACGCAAUAACACAUCUGGCAAACCUUUUUAUCGCUUGCUUUCCGAAUUCUAUAGCUGUGAGGAGAAGGGCAUUGUAUUCUCACAACCUACGCCAAGCUGGAGACAGGCACGCGCUGCAGUGCUAUCCGUUCUGAGCCCUAAGAAACUGGAGAAUGAACUGGGCGAUGUAUUAGAACGCGAAGCUGACGAGCUUAUCGAUAUCUUGAUGGCAGGGCAAGAAGACAUUGAUCCAACCAACCAUCUCUUACGAGCUUCGCUCAACUUUAUCUUGAUUACAUGCUUAAACAAACGGACAUCCUCCAUCGACGAUCCGUUGUUUACUACGCUGAUUGACCUAUUGCAAAGUUGCAUUGCCCAUUCGGAUAUUGUCAAAUACCACAUCGGAGCGUUUCUCCCUGUCCUAUCCAUGUUGAAUCGGUGGACGGGAACAGAGCAAGCUUUUGCUGACCUCUUGAAGAACAAGCGAAAUCCAUUUUACAUGCAGCUGAUUCAGGAGGCACUGGAAAGCGACACGGAUUGUUUGGCUAAAGUGCUCAUGAUCCGCGAAAAACUAGACGUGGAAUACGUGAUUGCCACCCUCAAUGAUAUGGUAAUCGCAGGGUCCGAUACGACAACUGUAACAUUGGGUUGGGCAUUUUCUAUACUUUGCACGAUGCCAGACGUUCAGGAAAAGAUUCAGCAGGAAAUUGACGCAUUUACAAGCAAACACAAGAGAUUACCUACAUUUUGCGAGAGAAAUCAAGUACCGUAUCUUAUAGCAGUACAAAAGGAAUGCCUGCGAUUCCGUCCUACAACCCCAUGUGGUGCACCGCAUCUGGUGGAUCAAGACAUGGAAUGGCGCGGCAACAUUAUCCCCAAGGGCACAACCGUGGUGGCAAACAUGAUUGCCAUCCAUUCAAAUCCUGACUCGUUUCCAGAACCAAAGAUUUUUCGGCCAGAGCGGUUCUUGGAUCAUUUGGAACCGAUGUCGAUACUUGCAACCAAGAAAAUAGGGGAACGGGAUCAUUUUAACUUUGGAUGGGGAAGACGUGUCUGCCCUGGUAUAGCUCUGGCCGAGAUACAGCUAUUUAAUGUAUUCACUCGCGUUUUUAGUCAAUGUACAAUUAUGCCACCAGCGUCAGGUGAAAAGAUAGAUCUUGAUGCAUACUUUUCUGGAAGCGUUGGAGCCAUUGCGGCUCCUCCACGGACACCAUUGCGUUUUGUCGCUAGGUCAAUAAAAUAA
Zychaea mexicana is the source of this 1383-nucleotide messenger RNA. RefSeq names its product cytochrome P450. Bases 1 to 1383 code for a protein of 460 amino acids. The transcript has 8 exons. The record is from RefSeq and is a predicted model, not a curated record. Lineage: Eukaryota; Fungi; Mucoromycota; Mucoromycetes; Mucorales; Lichtheimiaceae. Gene Ontology annotation, molecular function: iron ion binding; heme binding; oxidoreductase activity, acting on paired donors, with incorporation or reduction of molecular oxygen.